Molecule: messenger RNA, 261 nt
Organism: Phytophthora megakarya
Lineage: Eukaryota; Oomycota; Peronosporomycetes; Peronosporales; Peronosporaceae
Source: the annotation of a GenBank genome assembly
AUGGCCGAGUUCGCCAUCAACAACGCGGUGCAUGCCUCGACUGGGCAUACACCCUUCUUCGUGAACGCCAUGAGGCAUCCACGCCUUCCGAGUAUACUCGGGGCGGUGCCUUCCUCCUUAAGUGGGGGAGGAUCUACGGUUGCGUCUGAACAGCCGCAGAAGACAGUUGAUACGGAUCUGAUACGGAUCUAUCAGCUGCGGGGACACGUGCGAAAGCGAGAGCCCGCACACGACAAGGCGACGUGCCAAGCCGGACACUGA